AAUAACUGUGAUUCUUAUAUUGCUCCUGAGGAGGUUUAAGUUGGGAUGCAAAGAGAGGGGCUCUUUGGAAAUUGCCUUCCCGUUUGUUUACAUAUUAAGAAACAAGAGCAGCUCUCGCCAUCUGACCUAGUGUUUGAGGACCUUGUGACCACAGUUAAAUGUCACCCGUCUGAAAGCCUCAUUGCUUCUGGUCUUAUAAAUGGAGAAGUCUACUUACAUUCUUACAGCUGUUCUGAGGAAAGUAAACAAAUACACAAGUUUACUCAUCACAAAAAGUCUUGUCGAGCUAUGGGCUUCACGGAUGACGGGCGACGGUUGUAUUCUGUGUCAAAAGACAAAAGCAUUUUCUGCGUGGAUGUUCACACAGGCAAGCUGAAGAGGAAGAUAAAAAAGGCACAUGAAUCUCCAAUUUACAGUGUUGUUGUCACUGGUGAUACAUUUAUUGCAACUGGUGAUGAUGAUGGCCUUCUCAAGGUGUGGGACAUGAGGACAAAGGAGGCCACAAUGGAGAUGAAAGAGUGUGAGGAUUUCAUCAGUGAUAUGAUUGUGGAAGAUAACAAGAAGAUCGUUAUUGCAGCAAGUGGUGAGGGGACAUUGACCUCCUUUAACAUCCGGCGGCGGCGAGUGGAGCUACAAUCGGAGUUGUUUGACUCGGAACUUUUGUGCUUGGCCAGGAUGAAGGGUGGUGGCAAGCUGGUGUGUGGCACGAGUGAGGGCGUCCUGAACAUCUUCAACUGGGGUCAGUGGGGCAAUAUCAGUGACAGAUUUCCUUGUGGUCAAGACCAAGUGGACAGUCUGGUCCCAAUUACAGACAACGUUGUGUGUGCAGGGACCAGUGAUGGAAACAUACAGGCUGUCCACGUCCUACCAAACCGAGUGCUUGGACUUGUGGGCCAACACAUGGAGGAUUUUCCAGUGGAGUCCUUGACCCUGACCUCUGACCUCUCCUGCGUAGCCAGCUGUUCUCAUGACCAGAAGGUCAAGUUCUGGAACAUAGAGGAGCUCAAGUCUCAGACAGUGGACACUAGCAAGAGGGGCACCAAGCAGGCCAAGAAAAACAAAGUCAAGUUUGGGAAAGCAAAACAGAAUGAUUUUUUUUCUGGUUUAGUGGACAGCGCGCCAGGGAGUGGAGACACUGGGGCUGAUGACAACAGUGAUGAUGACAGUGAUGACGAUUCUGAUUGAGUGAGGGAGAGAGAGAGAGAGAGAGAGAAGAGAGAGAGAGAGAUUCUGAAUGAAUAAGAGUUCAGUGUAUGUGGGAGGGUAAAAAUGAAUAAAAUCAUGUCUGUGAAGGAAAGUUAGUGAGAAGAGAAAUAAAAGGCUGUGUGGGAAGAAUUAGAAGACUGAAUUUGAACAUGAUGAGUGAAAAAGAUUCCGAUAGAAUAAAUUGCAGUGUAUUUUCAUUGAUAAA
Messenger RNA from Aplysia californica (California sea hare), 1411 nucleotides. RefSeq names its product WD repeat-containing protein 55. Gene Ontology annotation, molecular function: protein binding. The record is from RefSeq and is a predicted model, not a curated record. NCBI's taxonomy places the organism in Eukaryota, Metazoa, Mollusca, Gastropoda, Aplysiida, Aplysiidae. Bases 46 to 1185 code for a protein of 379 amino acids. The transcript is spliced from 8 exons.